Molecule: messenger RNA, 740 nt
Organism: Symbiodinium necroappetens
Lineage: Eukaryota; Dinophyceae; Suessiales; Symbiodiniaceae
Source: the annotation of a GenBank genome assembly
AUGGUUGUUCUCCGUAAAGGUGAGGCGGAAGCGCCACUGCAGCCGGUGGCCGCUGUUGGGGAGGCCGAGGAGACGCGCUGGCGCUUCCAUCCGUUCAGCCGGCUGCGGAGCGUGCUCAGAUGUAACAGAAGGCAGCGGCCGCCGCAGAAAGAGGUUUCGUCCCCUCUGCUGAAUGGCACGGCAGUGUCCGUCGCUCCCGGUGAGGCCGCUCCAAGCAGCGCUCCGACCCGGCCGAAGGAAUCUAGCCUUCUCUCCACGCUCCGCGUCCCUGAAGCUCUUGAGCGAGUGGCAGCAGGGAGGCUCGACGGGUGCACGCCGCUUGAGACAAUCUGGCUACAGAGCGUGGCCGACAAGGCAACUGUAGCGCGCCAAAGCGUGAAAGCGCCUCCAGAGGGCGAAGGUUGGCACGGACCACUGGGGAGCAGCGAGGGCGGAUGGAGUUUACAGCUCUGGUACAAGUGGUCUUCCGCGACGGUGAUCUCUACUGUCUCUCGCUUGGCCCUUCCGGGCAGCUUCUGCGAGGUGUUGUCGUUCUUCCGCGAGGCAGAUCUUGCAACCAACUGGUUGCCGUUUGUGAGUGGUGGAGACUGCUCGUUUUCCCGAGAUCUUCCUGCCCUCCUGACCAGCGUGCGAAUCAAGUUGCCCCUGAUCCCGUACUCCCUGCAGACGCUGAUACAUCGGGCUUUCAUCGAUGAUUUCGACGCGGCUUCCUUGCCUGGUGUGUGCAUCGUGGAGUGGAC